Mytilinidion resinicola is the source of this 1743-nucleotide messenger RNA. RefSeq names its product acetyl-CoA synthetase-like protein. NCBI's taxonomy places the organism in Eukaryota, Fungi, Ascomycota, Dothideomycetes, Mytilinidiales, Mytilinidiaceae. Bases 1 to 1743 code for a protein of 580 amino acids. The record is from RefSeq and is a predicted model, not a curated record. The transcript has 4 exons.
AUGGAGAACGCAAAAGCUCGCCUUCAAAGGCUCGCAUCACACUUCGUCUCUGCAGCACCGGACACCCCGGAGAAGGAGGGUCAGACUAGCUACGACCAUCGCCACAACUUCCAUUCGCUAUCUCCAACAGCUUUCCUCGAGCGUGCGGCAUCUAUUGAACCCGAUGCGUUGGCAGUCUAUCACAGAACGGCAAACAACAAGAUCCUGCGCCGCUCAUAUGCUGAAGUUGCGGAUCGUGCUCGUGGACUAGCAUACUACCUUCGCCAACACAACUACAAGCGCGUCGGCAUACUCUGUCCCAACACACCCGCAUUCCUGGAGAGCCUGUUUGGAAUUGCCGCUGCGGGUGCCGUGAGCAUUGCUGUCAACUACCGCCUCAAGAAAGAUGAUAUCUCAUAUAUCAUGACCCAUUCUGGCGUCGAUAUCAUCAUCACGGACGCCGAGUUUACAUCUCUGCUAGACAACUACAGCGCCGCUAAUCCAUCAGUGCCCAUCAUCAUCGACAACGACACCGACGCAACCGAAGGCGAGCUCAGUGGCCCCUUCGACGACGCCGUCCUCGAAGGCCUGACGUAUGACCACCAGCACAGCUCCCAAGGCUGGGCAGGUCUCGAGACGCAAGUGCAGGGCGAAGAGUCCGUGAUAGCCCUCGCCUACACAUCCGGCACGACCGCCCGGCCAAAAGGCGUCGAAUAUACGCAUCGUGGUGUCUAUCUUGCUGCGCUCGGCAACGUCAUCGAAAGCGGCCUGAACUACCACAUCGGCCGCUGCAAAUACCUCUGGACGCUGCCCAUGUUCCACGCCACGGGAUGGACCUUUCCAUGGGCAAUUACGGCAGUACGGGGCACGCAUUACUGUCUACGGAAGAUCGACUACCCCGAGAUCUGGCGGCUGCUGAAGGAGGAGAAGAUCACGCAUUUCAACGCUGCGCCGACAGUCAAUACACUACUGUGUGCGGCGAAGGAGGCGGAGAAGUUGGAGCAUGCGGUUCGAGUAACCGUAGCGGCGAGUCCGCCUACCGCGCAUCUUUUCGAGACGAUGACAGCGUUGAAUCUGCACCCUGUACAUGUCUACGGGCUGACGGAAACGUACGGACCCAUAACGAAGGGAUACCACAUGCCCUCGUGGGAAGAUCUGCCAUUGGCGGAGAAGUAUAGAAAGAUGGCACGACAGGGUCACGGCUUCAUCACGUCGCAGUCCGCCAGAGUGAUCAAGCCAGACCAGGAACCGGGCGUGCUGAUUGACGUUGCGAAAAAUGGUCUUGAGAUCGGGGAGAUAGUGUUCGCGGGUAACAUCUGUGCAAAGGGGUAUUAUCGCGACCCAGAGGCAACGAGGAAGCUAUGGGAAGGAGGGGUGAGUCACUCAGGUGACUUAGCGGUGAUGCAUGAGGAUGGCGCGAUUCAGAUAUUGGAUCGGGCAAAGGAUAUCAUUAUUAGUGGAGGCGAAAACAUCUCAUCCGUCGCCCUCGAAUCCAUGCUAGUAACGCAUCCGGACAUCCUCGAAGCUGGCGUCGUCGCCGUCGCAGACUCGCACUGGGGCGAGCGUCCGAAGGCCUACAUUACUGUGAAAUCCGGGCACUCGUUGAAAGGCGACGACGUCAUCGACUGGGCGAAGCACAAGAGCGAUAUCAGUAAGUUUAUGGUACCUAGAGAGGUCGAGGUGGUAGAUGAGCUGCCCAAGACGAGUACGGGGAAGCUGAAGAAGAAUGUGCUGAGAGAGUGGGCGAAGAAGUCGCACUCGUGA